CGUCACUCGACCGGAGUCAAUUGGAUACAUUCCAUGCAGCCAUAUUUAUCAUACGUGGAUUAGAACGACGACUUUUCUCAAACUUUUUUAGCAUUUUGGUACCGUUUUUGACAACAUGUCUACGGCUGAACUACCUUGCUACACUUUGAUUAAUGUUCUUAACGAUUCUGAGGCGCAGAGUGAGCAAAAGCUUGCCGAGGAUCUGGGUAAGUCAAACAAACCCCAAACGGUAUUUUUUCAGUAUGCUAGUAAAAUUGGUUAAAGAACUAACAUUUCCCCUUUUUUAUUUUUCAGAAAAAGGCGAUCUCAGGGUUAAAACAGAGGCUCUUAAGAGAGUGAUCCAACAAAUUUUAAAUGGAGAGAAAAUGCCUUCCUUGUUGAUGGUGAUCAUCAAGUUUCUGAUGCCACUUGAUGAUCAUACCAUCAAAAAACUCCUUCUGAUUUUCUGGGAGAUUGUUCCCAAGACUGGCCAAGAUGGUAAACUGUUACAGGAGAUGAUUCUGGUUUGCGAUGCAUACAGAAAGGUACAAAACGAGACAAUUUUUGUGUAUCCGUAACUGUAAAUGUGUAACACUAAAUUAGCACAUGCAGAGUUUAGGGAAGCUUAGAUAUACAUACAUGUAUAUAUAUAUAGGAUCAGAUAUUGAAUUUUAUGUACAUGGAUAUUGGUAAAUCACGUAGAUUGAAGUUAUUUCUAUAAAGUAAAUGUAUUUUGGGGAAAAUGGAGGGCUUUUUAUGGAAAAUAUGAGGAAGCAAGCCUGUGUAGUUUAUCGUGUGAACAACCUAAUUUUAUUUAAGCGGCCUGCAAACCCAAAACAAGGCCAAUCUAUAAGGAAAUCAUAUCACUCACUGCUGUAACUGGUAAAAUUUCCGCACAGCCCCAUACUAUUGUUAAACAAAUCUGUUUUCCCAAUAGCAAUGUAUUGUUUUUGUCAUUGUUUUCUCUAUUCAAGAACUGAAUGCAUAAUGAAGUAUGGGGCUGUGUGGAAAUUUUACCCUGUCACUUACAGUUAAAGUCAGGCCAUAUGCCACAUACUUUUGUGAACUUUUCAUCUUUUCACCCCUGAGAUAUAAGUAAACUUAAAUUGAUUGAUCCACACUGUUUUCCAUACAUGUCUGAUAACUUGACUCUUAGUACUAAAUGAAGCAGGGCAGAACAAAGUUUUAUUAAAAUUAAUGAAAGGCACCCUAACUAUGUCACCCUGAGAGAGGAUCAAAAAAAGAUUUUCUCCCUAUGUUAUCAAUACAAUUUAAAGCCGAAAGGUAAAGAGAGGAAAGGAAAUCAUCAAAGAGAGGAUAUUUCUUGUAGAGUCACUUUGUAAUCAUGGCGUGAUUUUCUAGCAAACCAGCAACCCAUCAUUCUUACUUCAAGAAGACCAUUGUUUAAAAUUUUUUUUUUUUUCUGGGUUAAGUGUAUAAUGUCUACUUCUGUCUUUACCAACACUAGGAUUUACAGCAUCCCAAUGAGUAUAUCAGGGGAUCUACUCUGAGAUUUCUUUGCAAGUUAAAGGUGUGUGUAACUAUUGGCAUGCACUGUAUUCCUUGUAAUGUCAUUGUCAUUAUUUAAUACAUACAUUUGUAUUGUGGUUAAAAUGUUUCAAGCUCCAGGUAGGUUGUUUUGUAUUUCUUUGGUUUGGGCUUUAGUGUGACAAGCAACAUGUGUUGGAUCUGAAAUUCAUUACGCAAGCAACGUAACAAAGUUCACAUCUAAAAUGUUUAUUACCUCUUAUACUCUCAAGGAAGCUGAGUUGUUGGAACCUCUCAUGCCAGCCAUCAGAAACUGCUUAGAACACCGUCACUCAUAUGUGCGACGAAAUGCUGUAAUGGCAAUUUACACAAUCUACCGGUAAGCAGUUUAUAUAUUUAGGAUAAUUUUUUUUUUUAUUAACAAUUAUAUACUUUCCAAAGCUUGGGCUAUGUCCUUUUGAGAACUUUAAUUAUGAGAAAUUAUCUGUAUAUCUGUGUUCUAAGAGAUUAAAGUCAAUAACAUGUGAACAAUUUCUUGUUUAUAAGGAAAGAGAAAACUCCAUUAAGUUUCAUUUGCAGAAAAAUACAGUAUGUAUCCCAAAAUAUAUGAAAGCAUUUAAGGCUACUGUCAACUAAUUAAGGUGCCUUCUGGAAAAUUUGUCCCACCUACCUUACUUUUAAAGAAACCAUAGAAAACUAUAAAAUGGAUAAAGGGGUAAGUUUCUUAACAAACUGUGGUGCUAAGUUGGUGGGAGAGUAUAACAGGGUAAUUUAGUAUUAUCAAAUGAGUUGAUAACAUAAAUUGGCCACCAUAAAUAGUUUCAAAGCUGAUGUUUUGAAUGUUAGCCCUUUGUCAGAGCAAAUUAAAUGGUAUAAAAGAUUUCUCAUAAGUUGUGUAAUAAACUGCAUUUUCUUCAACAGAAAUUUUGACUUUCUAAUCCCUGAUGCCCCAGAGUUGGUACACACCUUCCUGGAACAGGAACAAGAUGCGUCCUGUAAACGUAAUGCCUUUAUGAUGCUUAUCCACGUGGACCAGGUAAUAUUAAAAAUAUAACUAGUCGGUAAUUAAUAAAUAAGUUUGAAUUCAUUUUACAAUUACUUGUGGCUUUGCUUUUUUACUGUUUCACCAUGUUAUAAAUCUUGAUGCUUUAUUUUUAAUCUAUAUGUAGGUUGCAAGUAAGAACUACAUGACUAUAGUGUAAAAGUGAAAUAAAAAUGAAAGAGGUUUCCUGUCAAUUUUUGCAGAAAAAACCAGAGGGGGUAAAAUUGAUGUUCAAAAGUCUUUUUAAAACAGGAUAGGAGUUUAUAGGUUAUGUAAUAUGAAAUUUUAGAAAAGGGAAUUACCAGCUGACAUACAAUUUCUUGCAUUAUUAGCAUAUACAAGAUUUUCCAACUUUAUCUGCAACCACAUUCUGGGGAGAACGAUAGUAAAACUUUGCAAUAAUGGGUGAUUUCACUUGUAUUAUACAUAGACACUCAUUUGCUGUUUUCUGUAAAGGAACGUGCCUUGGAGUACCUGAGUACUUGUAUAGAUCAGGUCAACACUUUUGGUGAUAUACUACAGUUGGUUAUAGUUGAACUGAUUUACAAGGUAUUCCUAAUGUUUUAUUUUUUGUGUUUCUUUGUAAGAGGUUUUGUAAAUGUGUGCUAAAUGUAGCUUUUUAAUAGAUUGUAUUACAUGCAAAAGUUAAGUAAUUUUCCCAUUGUGUGACUAUGGUGGAUCACUGUGAGGUUUAAUUUUGUAUUCACUUGAACAUCAUAGUUGAACCUAUACAGGACAACAUCCUUUAAGCAUCCACACUUAGUUACUUUCCAGUCACAUAUAAAGAUUAGUUUUUUCUUAACAAUAAUUCUGGAGGCGUAUUUUUUUUUUCAAUUUAAUUGUUUUCUCCAACCUUUUUGUGUUGUUGGUAAUACUGUAGUAGUUGCAUCUACAGUAUAAACAAACUUAAUUGUAAUAGAUUUUAUACUUAAACAGUUAAAUGUACGUCUAUACCUAGUUUCAAAUUAAAAGGGGUUUUAAACCAUGCCCACUCCUUACCCAAAGUCCACAUGCAACAAUUCUGUAUUACUGUGUAAAUUGGGUUUUUUAAAUAUUACUGAAUUUGAAGAUGGUAGUUGACACUAAACUCUUGUAUCAAUUAGUAAUGCAUAAUCUAUGUUUGAAGGUGUGCCAUGCCAACCCAGCUGAAAGAUCUCGCUUCAUUCGAUGCAUCUACAAUUUGUUGAAUUCAUCAUCGCCAGCUGUACGCUAUGAAGCUGCUGGUACUUUGGUGACCCUUUCAUCUGCUCCCACAGCAGUUAAGGUACAUAUACAAUCUAGCUAAUGGUUGAAAGUCUAUGAAUACACCCUUUCUUUUCAGAAUGUCGUUUUCAGUCCCUGGCAAUAAAUAUUCAAUCCAGUAGCAUACUCAGUUUCAUGAAGAGUUCAUAUACUCUCAAAGAACAGCCUGAAAGGAAAUAACCUGAAAUAGCAAACCAUAAGGGAGUAAACGCACAUACAAACUAGGUUCACAAGUGUGCAUUAGAGUAAUAGUUUUUAAUUUCAUUUCCUCUUGACUAUAAAUUAUAACUAUAUGGACUUUUAAAGGUAGAGCACUUCUUUAAUACAAGGCUAUUUUGAAAUUUUAUCAAAUGAUCAAUAAAUAUACAACAAUUUGCAUGGAUGUGUUGAUGAAUGAUAUCAGUGUUUUUUUUAUCUUCACCUAUCAGUCAGCAGCGUCCUGUUACAUUGAGCUGAUUGUGAAGGAGAGUGACAACAAUGUGAAGCUCAUUGUACUAGACAGGCUGAUUACCUUAAAGGACAACCCUUCUCAUGAGAAAGUCCUUAGGGUAAGUUUCUGAGUCUCAUUCCUUUUACAUGUAUUGAGGGGCAGCAGAAUACAUCACAACUCUUUAGCUACAAAAGGUGAUUGACAGAUAACAUUUCUUCUUCUCUACGAUGUGGUCUGUUUCUCUUUUUAGUCUAAGUUUUACAGAGUUUUUUUUUUUUCAUUUUGCUUUCUGACAGAUUAUGAUAUUGUAUGAGAAAAGAAAAACAGGAAUUUUUUUUACUUAAUCUAAAACAACAAUAUAAGAGAAGACAAAAAACAGGCUUAUCAUUUUAGAGUGAAAUAUCUAUCAAAGUCAUUAACUUUUUUGUAUAAAGGACAAUAAUUUCUCCUUCUAGGAAUUAGUGAUGGAUAUUCUUCGUGUGCUGUCCUCUCCUGACCCCGAAGUUCGCAAGAAGACUUUGCAGCUUGUGCUGGAUCUGGUUACUUCAAGAAACAUUCAUGAGGUAGAGAAAAUAGAAGCAUGUGGAUCAAAGAUCUCUUUGGUUUUUUUUCCUUUCAAAUACACUAGAUGGGAUUUCAGUUCUUUCCUGCUUAUAGGACAGGCUGAACACAUGACAUUUUGAACUUAUAUGUAAUUAUGUUUUCUUCAGGUUGUAGCUGUUCUAAAGAAGGAGGUGACCAAGACGCACAAUGACAGUGAACAUGAGGAUGUUGGUGGAUAUCGGCAGGUGUUUACAUACAUUUAGAAGUGCCAUCAAAUAUUUCUUGAGGCUCUUGUUCAUUUUACUCAAUCUGUACUGACUGCAACCUCAAUGGAUAUUGUGUAUUGUUAUUAAUGUUAGAAUUUUGUCUUUGUGUAGAUGCUUGUCCGUACUCUCCACACAUGCAGUGUUAAGUUUCCUGAUGUGGCUGUGUCUAUCGUACCAUUGGUAAGUGAAUGUAAUCAUAUGCACUAUGCAUACAACAUGGGUCUGGUAGAGGAGGAUUGAUAGAGUGAUAUCUGUACUCACCUCACCCCCUGGGUCAAUUCCCAAUCAUACACUGUAGUGUCACAUAGGGGUUGAGUUCAAUGUUGGUUCUACAUGAAGCCUUUUCUAUGCAGAGCAUAAUAGUGGGAGGUUUUUUGGAUGUUUUACAGGUAUUUCUCAAGAUUGUCAGGCUUACCUCCCUCUAUAGAAAGCAACAACCCAAUUUCCAAUUAACAGUGGACACUGUGCUUCCAUUAAAAUCUUAUUUACCUGCUUUUAUGUAUUAACCCUUUAACUCCCAUGAGUGACCAAGACGGAAAUUCUCCUUACAGUAUCAAUACAAUAUCAACCAGAUAAGUGAUGACAAUAAAGAAAAAUAUCAAUUUGGGGAUAAUUAGUUGAUGCAAUACUAAAUUCUCUGAACUAACAUUACAUGAAUUGUAUGGUUGACAGUAAGGAGAAUUAAAAAUUUGAUUUGGGAGUUAAAGGGUUAACUACUUGUUUAACUGACUGUAAGCUGAUGUGCAGUUGUUGGUGACUCAUUUAAUGAACAAGAUCAUGCAUUACUCAUACAUGCACAUUAGCCAAAAGGAUAGACUGCAUUACCUUUGCUGCUAUGUCUUACUUCUCUUUCUGAGUAGAUUUCCUUGCUGGUGUAAGUGUAAUUUUUGUCUUCCCUUUAGCUGAUGGAAUUCUUGGGAGACAGUAAUGAGCAAGCAGCCUUUGAUGUGUUAGUGUUUGUUCGUGAAGCAGUGCAGCGCUUUGAGCAAUUGAAGCCUGUAAUCAUGGAGAAGUUGUUAGAAAACUUCCACACCAUCAAGACUGUCAAGUAAGUUAUGUUUAAAUAAACCUACUUAACUGGAGCUUGAUGGAUAAAACUGCCUGACUGGAAAACAUAUUAUGAAAAUACAGUGUAUAUCGAUAUAUCAGGUUUGCGGGCCAAGUCAAACAAUCACCACGAGAAAACCUGACAAAUUUCUAACAGAGAGAAAGAGUGAUGAUUUUAGAUAUAUGAAUUUUCAUAUAUCUAAAAUCAUCAUUCGUCACUUGGAUGUUUAUUUGGACCCAAUUCAUUGACCAGCUCCCAGUUGGCUUGUUAGCUCAAUUGGUAGAGCGCUGCACCGGUAUCGCAGAGGUCAUGGGUUCAAAUCCCGUAGGGGCCUGAAUCUUUUUCAGGUCCUAUUUACAACUACUCGUUUCAGUAGUGUUCUUAGCUGCAAGGAUCUCUUAAUUUCAUCAGAGAGAAAGAGUAUUACUGAAGCAAUGAGCAAUGUUUGGAAAACUUUCCCUCGCAUGUGGGUCUCUUCAUGUCAGUAGAACCACCGGCCAUUCUGGCCUGCGCAUGAACAUGUAUGCGGACGUAUUGAUUAAGCUUAUGAUGCUGUUUUUUUGUUUGUUUAACCUUUUUUUGGUUGAUUUUGUCAUUUGUGCUAUUUUUCAUAGGAUUCACCGCCAUGCCUUGUGGAUUAUGGGUGAAUAUGCCAGCAGCAAACAGGAUAUUCUGGAUGUUACGGAAGAGAUCAAGAAGGCCCUGGGCGAUGUAAGCUACAGUUUUUUACAACUCAUCCACUUGCUAAGUAAUCAAUGAAUGAAUUAAGGGUGAAAGAAAUGAAAGAAGAAAAGGAAAUGGGACUUUUUUUUUUCAAGGUGGUUGUGAAUCGAACUUAUGACCGGAGCAGGUCCAAAUGAUUGACUUAUGUUCGGUAAUUUGGACAUAUUCCUGUCUGGUAUGUGAACAAGUGACCGAUGUUGCGAAUAUUUUUUUUAGGUUCCCAUUGUGGAUGACGAAAUGAGAAGAGCUGCUGGAGAUGUUACAGAAGGUAAAAACACCGUUACUUGUUAUUAAAGCUAGUUGUUUUGAGCAACCUACUUGAAAGCUCGUCAGAUUUUGGGCUGGCGAUGAUUUAGAGAGUUAACCAAUUUAUAUUUAUCUUUAGGAAAUACGUUCAGCGAUUUUUUCACAUUUUUGCUGUUAAUAAUUAUCUCUGCAGUCAUUGUUUGUGCUUAACUUGUAACGUGACUUUUCACUCUACCUGAAAUAAUUAUGUCUCAUGAAAAUAAUUAUGCAUCGAAAACAGUUUUGCAUUAAUAAUAAUUAUGCACCUCCUCUUCACUGCGUGUUCCUUAGGUUCAGAUCAGAGUGCUUCUCAGACAUCGGGUGGGCAGCGUCUGGUGACAGCCGAUGGAACAUACGCCACCCAAAGUGCUCUAAGCACUCCUGGAAUAACUUCUCUAACGAAGAAAGACGACGAGAAGAGGUGAUAUUUAGAUUCACUGAAUUUUAGAAGAACUUUGUCAUAACAUUCGAAGGUGAAGGAAAUCACUAAAUAUUAGUUCGGUGAGAAAGAAGAGCACAAAAGAGGCAUUGAUGAGAUAAGUAAGAUAAAGAGCGGAUUGAAUGUUAAACCCUUUAACUCCCAUGAGUGACCAAGACAGAAUUUCUCCUUACGAUAUCAAUACGAUAUCAAUACAAUAUCAAGCAGACAAGUGAUGAGAAUUAAGAAAAAUAUCAGUUAGAGGAUUAUUAGUUGAUCUAAUACCAAGUUCUCAAAACUAACAUCACAAGAACUGUAUGUUAGACGGUAAGGAGAAUUACUAAUGAGAUCUUGGGAGUUAAAGGGUUAAAGGUUGAUUUUCAAGAUACGCAAACCGCGAGUUAUGUAGUCAAAACGAAAGCUCUAGUAUUUUUCUGAGUUUUAAGGAGAGUGAAAAUAAAAUUAGAGCUUUCGUAAUUAUUGAGUGUAGAUAACUGAAUCUUUCGAUUUGUUGUUUUCCAACAGACCUCCUUUGCGUCAAUAUCUUUUGGAUGGUGAAUUCUUUGUUGGGGCGGCCGUCUCUUGCACUUUGACAAAACUUGCUCUGCGCUAUUUGGACUUGGAGGAAGACAAGGAGAAACAGAAUGUGAGUUUCAGGAUGUAUUGUGUUAUUUCUACAUAGCGUCAUUGGGGUUUUUUGUUUUUGUUUUGUUUUGUUUUAAAUACUGACCCUCUUUGAAGUAGUUGUAGUGAAGUGAUGUACUCCAAAGCAUCCUAAAUUGUUUUUUAACCGCACUCUAACACUGUUGUUCUGUUUUAGGUCUUCUGUGCAAACUGUAUGCUCAUCAUGGCCAGUAUUUUGCAUCUUGGAAAGUCAGGCCUACCAAAGAAGGUGUGUGUGCUUAUUUGCUUGUAGCUUGUGAAGAAAGUAAUUUUCAAGCUGGUGUGCAGUGACUUACGGCACUUCUCAUCGAGAAAUUCUUCUUUCUCCCAGCCCCCCUACCCCCACCCCCAAAGAAAAGAAAUAGAGAGAUUGGUAUUGUGCGCGUUUUAAUCGAUUAUCGUAAAACCAAGAAAAGAGAAGUCGCAAUGACCAAUCAGAGCAAAGGAAAUUUUCACAUUGAGCCUAAAAAGAAUUCAAGGCGUGAAGUGCGCGAGAAUAAGCUGCGAUUGGAGUUUAGUUUAGUAUGCAGCACGAAUUUGCUAAGUCAGUCAUACGGUUUCGUUAGGUAAAACUGAAGGAAUUUGUAUCACUUGAACUUUCAAUUCUGACGGUUUUUGGUGUUGCGUUUCAGAUUAUUACCGAUGACGAUGUGGAUCGUAUUUCUCUGUGUGUUCGUGUUGUUGCCGAGCGUGUGCCAGUCAUGAAGAACAUCUUCACUGUUGAAUGUCGCAACUCCCUGUCCUCCAUGUUGGACGCUGACAAGAGAGUGGAGGAGGAGAAACUCACAAAGGUAUUUCAUCUUGUAAUCUGUUUUACUGUUGUUCGUAAGCUAUACGGGUUAUCUUGGGUUAAAGAAUUUGUAAUCUUUUUUUCCAUGGUUAGGAAUUAUUUGGCAAAAUUGUUUAUGUAUUAUAUGAUGUUAAUUACAUUCUAUGAAGAGCUACGGGACGAUAUUUGUUUUCUCUUUUUAUUGUCGUCGACGUGCAAAAAAUUUUUUUUGUGUUCUACUGUCGCAAGGCAAACAAACCUGGACUAGACGCUCAGAAGAGGAGGGGUAGAUGAAUUUAAGAAAACUUUUUUAGUCGACCCAGUCAUCCACUUUUAGUAGAAGUGCUGAUUUUUCUGCUCCAUGAUGAUGCUAAACUUAGUUUAUUUUACCGUUGGUUUUGUUUUUAUUCACAGACGGAAAUUGAGAAGGCGCUGGCAAUCCAAGUUGAUGACCCAAUUCCCUUCAUGCAGCUGUUGGCCAAACCAGAUUCUGGAAUUACUGAGGUAAGAAAAAUAAUUGUUAUGUUGAUCUCUUUUGUCCUGCUUCGCAUGUUUGUUCGAGUUUGAAUAUCGUGUAUUUUCAAUUAAUCUCCAGGAUCAGUUUGCACUUGCUUUGUCUCAAGCGGUAGGUUCUACUGGAAAGAAGGACGACGAGCUUGUGGGAUCUAAACUAAACAAGGUAAAUAACGCGUUACCUCUGUUGAACAAACAUUCCAGUCGGUUCGAUGAAAUACAAACUAGUUAGUUAAAUGAUCAUUGAUUUUGUAUAGCUUUCAAAAUUUGUUGUUUUUAUUGUUGUUGAUGUUUUAUCUAUCCCGAAAAUUUAAUCAUAUUUCCUUUGGGAACAGCUGUAAUUCUUCCGGUGAUCAGAACCGAAUUGGAUGGUCAUGUUCUUUCAUCUGAUUUAAAUGUUUUGUACGCGUAAAGAUAUUGGAGCGAAAAUUUUAGAGAACACACUAGACGCCAAGACCAUAGAACAUACUAGAAGCAAAGACACUGUUUCUCCAAUUUCUUGAAGAAAAAACCAAAUUCUCCCAGGGUUUUCAUUCAAAAACAUACUGAGUUCAGUACGGAGAAUUCAGAUACUUAAAUGUUCGUCGUUUGUUAGGUGGCGCAGCUGACUGGUUUCUCGGACCCAGUGUAUGCCGAGGCGUACGUGAACGUGAAUCAAUAUGACAUCGUGUUGGACUUGCUGAUCGUGAAUCAGACUUCGGACACACUGCAGAACGUCACCUUGGAACUGGCCACGCUUGGUAAGUUAGCUUAUGUUUCGAGCCUCACAGUCAGAUGUUUUCAUUGAAAAAAUUAAUCUCUGCAGAGCAGAUGGAGGAAUGUUUGUCUUACUUCGAAGCAGGAAAACUUGUCAAGGACGAAAGUUACCAUGGUCAGAGCGCGGCUGUGUGAAGCCGUUAUUAAAGAGUUCUUGUCAAGUUUUGACACAGUCCUCUGUUUAUCAAAUACUAGUUACAAACCGUUCCUCUUUUGAACAUUUUUAUAUCAUAUUUUAGGAGACCUAAAGCUUGUUGAAAAGCCACAGCCCAUCAUGCUGGGACCGAACGACUUCUCCAACAUUAAGGUACGCAUAGCAGCGACUUUCCGUAGCAACAGGAUCGAAUGGACCUAAUGGUUAGCAUGCAGGACUUCAAAUGAAAAUAUCCGGGUUAGAGCCCACUGCCUUCCGUCCUCUACCCCUGCUGGGUGCCAACGUGUUGUUAGGCUAACUUGACAAAUUUCUAGCGGGUAUACCGGAAGUGUCCUGAUCUCCAGAUGUAGUCGGUUUGUCUUUGCCCCCCGACGUAGAGCGGCCGUAAUCUUAAAAAAAAAAUUAUUUGAGAUAAUUAAUUACAUUUUUUGCCAACUUUCAGGCGAAUGUGAAAGUUUCGUCGACCGAGAACGGAAUUAUUUUUGGAAACAUUGGUGAGUAUCGGUGUUUAAAGAAGGCCAUUUGGUCCGAUAUUGUCUCAUGCGUCCAUCCUGGUUUUGUUUUCCAACAUUAUGGUUCCCUGUUUCUUUCUCAAUGGAAAGAAAUCUUCAGUGAACAAGAUAGGCAAAUGUUUUCACUGUAGAGGUAUAAAAAUAGCUGAAAAAAGACGGGAAGAUUUUACGUUUUGCCGUUUGCCAUGAAUGUCAUAGGCCAUAGUUAACCAUCUAUAUAUAAAUACCCACUGCCAUCGUGUUCUGAGGAAGUUGUCUUUUUGAUCUGUUCCACAGUGUAUGACGUGUCAGGAGGUACAGGUGACCGCAACUGUGUGGUGUUGAAUGAUAUUCAUAUCGACAUCAUGGAUUACAUUGUACCAGCUUCUUGCACUGAUUCAGAGUUCAGGCGGAUGUGGGCUGAGUUUGAGUGGGAGAAUAAGGUAAAGGCACCUUUAUCAUCACGAGUGGUAUUUUCUCGGCCAACAUGUGAUGGCACCUCGGUGUUUUACUCUGCAAAAGGCGACCAAAACUUUGAUAUCGCUUGAGGGUCAGGUCAUGCUCGUUGUUUAUAUUCGUUUCUCAAACCUUCGGGUUCAAGGCAUGGGUGGCUUAAGUGCUAAAUGGACAGACUGGAUUAAUAUACAUCACGGAAAACCUGGAAAGUUCCGCAAUUCUACAAUGUGAUUUUCUAGUACUGGAAAGAAUGGAGCGGAAGACAACUGAAAAAAGCAUUGUCGUUGUUUAGUCAUUAGUUUUGCAUCGUAAUUUUGAGUUUACGUUCUCGAUCACAGGUCAUAGUGUCUUAAUGGUCCUGGAAGAGUCUAAGGAAAGCUGGCAGCAAUGUGAACCUUGUAGUUUUUUUCUGUAACUCAUGGUUUAGAAUUAGAUCCCGCGAGUUGGCCGCCUCGUCACCUUUAUGUCUGUUGUUUCUCUGAUCAUGGUUUAAGUUUGUAACAAGUAGCUUCUUCCUUUUUAGCGCUGCAGCUCAUACAGCGACUGAGUUUGCUUUAAAGGCACUUAAAUUGAUCCUUAACGUGUUUAUCUUUGUUAGGUGACUGUGAACACAAACAUCACCGAUCUCCGUGAAUACUUGGAUCACUUGAUUGCUUCAACUAACAUGAAAUGUUUGACCCCAGACAAGGUAUGGAAGCAAUGGCACUUUCCCUGUAAUGGAACACUGUUCGCUGGUCAGUGUUGAAAUUUUUUGUAUCGCAUAACCCAGCCCUCUAACUGCCCUUCCCCGUUUUUCUGCAGGCGUUGGCAGGUGAAUGUGGUUUUAUGGCGGCAAAUUUGUACGCCCGCAGUAUUUUUGGAGAAGAUGCUUUGGCUAACGUGUCAAUCGAGAAGCCCAGUGACCAAUCGGGGCCUUCAGUUACUGGUCACGUGCGCAUCCGAGCUAAGAGCCAGGUAAGAAUGAUUUUUUGAUAACAAUUAUAUGUUUAGUGAUAUCGUCCCAUGCGUGAGAUGAAACGUUCUACAAUAACUUGAGAACUCUAAUCAGCCUCGUAGAUGUUUUAUUUUAUAUUAAUCCUUGCACUCCCAAGAGUUAUUUAAAAGGAAAAUUUCCUUAUGUCAGUGGUACAAUUUUAAAAAGAGUGGUGGUGAGAAGAUAGAGAAAUAUUAACUAUGGGUUAUUUUUUGUGACUUAUAAUUAAAUUAUUUAACCUUAUGAAAUGAGUAUGGUAAACAGUAAAGACACUUUAUAUUAAGGCCUUGGGUGUGAAAAGGGUUAACCUCUCAGCCCUAGGUGAUGCUUCUCUAGUGUUCUGUGUGGUUCUCCUAAUCCCAACGAGCAGCUCAUAUACCGUGCUUUUAUCUUAUGUAGAAGGUAGUUGAAAUAAUUGGAAAAUUACUCGUUUUCGUCCUGAAGCGAAGGUUUUUUUUCCCGGGGAACCCCCUGUGAGUGAUAACGGGUUCUUAUGUGUCUUCAUUAUGCUGCAUUGCUUGGUAACCUCGUGAAAACGUUGUUGUACUUAUUUUUGAUUUCUUUGCAGGGAAUGGCUCUGAGCUUAGGAGACAAAAUCAAUCUCUCUCAGAAGAAAGUCACUAAGUAA
Messenger RNA from Pocillopora meandrina, 12867 nucleotides. The record is from the annotation of a GenBank genome assembly. Lineage: Eukaryota; Metazoa; Cnidaria; Anthozoa; Scleractinia; Pocilloporidae.